AUGGUCGUCGUCACUGGACCGUUCAGCACCCGUCCGCGCCGUCCACCAACCGAGAGGUUCGUCGAAAUGCUAUGUGCGCUCAAGCGCCACCAUCGCUGGCUACCACGGCUCGAUCGACCGGCCACGGUGGCCCCCAUCGCCCUCGCGAUCAUGUCGUUUCAAGUCGUUCGCGCCAGUCUCGGGUCGCUGCCCACCGACGGAACGACGGUCGUUGUUUCGUUCUUGACGCAGCACGACCUCGACUGGAUCGUGAGCUUUGGGACGUGGAUUGUCGCAGGGACCGCGCCCUUUGCGGGUCACGUGACCGAUCGCAUCGGCGCUUCGAAAGCGGUUGUCGGUGCGUGUCUUGUCGCCGGCGGGGCUUGCCUUCUCCUGAGCAUUCUGCUGACCUCGGACAGCGUGUCCAAAGCUGUGCUCAUGUACAGCUACGGUCUCUUCUCAGCACUCCACAGUGUCGCAACCUGUGCGAUCGCCAAGGUGGGCGCAACGUGGUACGACAAGCACGAGCGGGGUCGACUUGCAGGUAUGGUUGGUGCAACAUUCCUUUGCACCGACUAUGUCCUCGCCACUGCCCCACUGCAACGUCUCGUCGCAUCUCCGAACAGUGCGUCGUGCUUUCUGUCGGCCGUGAGCCUUGUAUUUGUCUUCCUCGCGACCAUGGCGCAGCUUUGCAGCUGCGAUGCGCCGCUACGAGCCAUCGACGAGCCACUGCAAGGCGCGUCAUCACCCGCACUCGGCGUCAACGGCCUCGGCGAGGUCCUUCGACUCGACUCGAUGCGUGGCGUUGCGCCGGCGGUGGUAUGCCUCUUCUACGCGAGCGAUGCACUGCGGGCCCAACUGCCACCCACGACAAUGGGCCUCGAUAAUGCCUGGAAGCUUGGCAGUGUCGUCGGCGCCAUGGCGCUUGGGAGCCUCAGUGACGUUGUGUUUCAGUCGCAGCGCGCGCCAACGAUCGUGCUUCUCUUCCUCGUCCAAGCGGUCGGCAUCUACCUCGUAUUUGCGCUGGGACCGCACGUGACGUACGUAGCGUGGCUCGUCACGGGUGCCAGCGCGCUACUUCGUGGCAAUAUCGUACUCGUUUGGCUAACAUGGCCCAUGGACCUUCCGCCCGAAAUGACUGCUAGCGCCAGCGGCGUCCUCACCACACUGAGUUCUAUCGGAGCCGGGGUCGCAUCAAUAGCUGCCAGUUGCUUUGUGAAUACCCACGUGUGCCUCGUCUCGCUGCUCGCAGCGUGCCUCGCGGGCAGUGGCAGCAUGCUACGCGUGUACCUCGUCGCGCUGUACCCACCUCACGAAGCAGUUGAAACCCUGCCUCUGUAUCGGAGACGUCGUGAUGACGUGCGCUCCGUCCACGUCUCCCGCCGCGCGUCAUUUUAG
This is a messenger RNA of Saprolegnia diclina VS20, 1377 nucleotides long. RefSeq lists its product as hypothetical. Gene Ontology annotation, biological process: transmembrane transport. The coding region runs from base 1 to 1377 and encodes 458 amino acids. The transcript is spliced from 6 exons. The record is from RefSeq and is a predicted model, not a curated record. NCBI's taxonomy places the organism in Eukaryota, Oomycota, Saprolegniomycetes, Saprolegniales, Saprolegniaceae. Gene Ontology annotation, molecular function: transmembrane transporter activity.